AUGGCCACCUUAUUCUUUAUGCUCUUGAUGAGCAUUUUUUCGACUUUCAUUCAUGCCAUUCCUACCUCGGCCGGCCAGAAAGUGACGAAAAGGUCGGUUACUGUCGACCUGCCCCGAAAUCCUGGGUAUGCUCCCAAUGGCCGUCUGCAGUAUUCUCGCGCUCUCAAGAAAUGGGGUGUGCCUAUGGAUGACGAGCUGGAUGAUGCGACAAACAGUUUCAGAGGAGGAGGAGAAACGGGCGAUGUCAACGCGGAGAGCAUCAUGGGUGAUCGCGAAUACCUCAGCCGAGUCGGAUUCGGAACACCCUUCCAGUACCUCAACGUCGACCUCGACACCGGCAGCGCCGACGUCUGGGUCUACUCCUCCGAGACCAAGACCAAGACGCGCCGCGAAGACAUCUUUGAGUUGGAAAAGUCGUCCACCGCCGAGCUCGUGAACGGAAGCGAGUGGAGGAUCACCUACGGCGACAGUAGUUACGCCUGGGGCCACGUCUAUCACGACAGCAUCGACAUUGGGGGAAUCCCUCUUCACAACGCGGUGGUUCAAUCCGCUGUGGACGUCUCCCAAUCGCUCUCCUCGGACAAGGACAUUGACGGCAUUUUUGGUUUGGCGUAUGACCUCCACAGCCAGGUCAGACCCAAGCAGCCUACCGUUCUUUCAACCCUCAAAAGUCACCUCGACAAACCGGUCUUCACAGCUGACUUGCGGUACCAAUCAGACGAAGGAGCCUACACGUUUGGUUACAUCGACCACCACCGACACAUUGGGGAGAUCAAUUACACGCCCCUCCUGCCCAAUUCGACCUUUUGGGAGUUUAACUUUACGGGUCUGCAUGUUGUCGGACAUAACUAUUGGUACAUCUCCCAGUGGCGGGUGAUUGCCGACACGGGCACGACGCUCAUGUUGUUGUCUCCGGAUAUUGUGAACAUGUACUACGACGCGGUGCCCAACGCGACUUCGGACAGGUCUUUUGGGGGGCUGUGGCACUACCCUUGCAAUACCACGCUGCCGGAUUUCGAGAUUGGGUUUGCGAAUGGGUGGGUGGCGAGGGUUCCUGGGAGGUAUAUGAAUUAUACCACGUAUGAUGAUUUGCCGGGGCGGUGUAUGGGGGGUUUGCAGCCUUUCAUGAGUGAGGAGUUUGGGAUUUUGGGGGAUAUCUUUCUGAAGGCAGUGUAUGCUGUUUUUGAUAUCGGGGGUGGGAAGGUAGGGUUUGCGGAUAAGGAUUUGGGGUUGUAA
Messenger RNA from Podospora anserina S mat+, 1236 nucleotides. RefSeq lists its product as uncharacterized. The transcript is spliced from 2 exons. Gene Ontology annotation, molecular function: aspartic-type endopeptidase activity. The record is from RefSeq and is a predicted model, not a curated record. Bases 1 to 1236 code for a protein of 411 amino acids. Gene Ontology annotation, biological process: proteolysis. Lineage: Eukaryota; Fungi; Ascomycota; Sordariomycetes; Sordariales; Podosporaceae.